This is a messenger RNA of Sciurus carolinensis (gray squirrel), 3079 nucleotides long. RefSeq names its product golgi associated RAB2 interactor family member 5B (gene Garin5b). Bases 143 to 2935 code for a protein of 930 amino acids. Gene Ontology annotation, cellular component: nucleus. NCBI's taxonomy places the organism in Eukaryota, Metazoa, Chordata, Mammalia, Rodentia, Sciuridae. The record is from RefSeq and is a predicted model, not a curated record. The transcript has 12 exons.
GAGCUGACCUGCUCUCAUACUUGCGGCAUGUGCAGUGGCUGCGCAGGGCUGGUGGCCCUUCCCUGAAGACCCUGGAGCCCGAGCUGGGUGCUCUGCAGGCUCGGCUGGACCGGCUCCUGCGAAGGCUGCAGCUCCUGGCACCAUGAACCGGCUUUGGAACGUCCGGCAUGCCCAGCAGCACCAGGGCCCUCCAAAGUGGGUCCCCAUUCUGGGGGAGCUACAGAAGACCCUCCAGAAGGGCGAGUACCUGCCCCUCCGCCCGCUGCCCAUGUUCGAGAGUAACUUUGUCCAGGUCACCAAUCGCGGGGGCCCAGUGUUCGUGCAUCACAGAGCCAACCGGCUGACCAUGGGUGUGGCUGCAUCCCUGCCCGGCCUGAUGCUGCCCGACAUCCUGCUGAUCGCUCAGCCCCCAGAGGGCAGGGACACCUCGAGCCUCAUCCUGACCAGGAUGAUCCCACUAGACCUUGUCCACCUAUAUGUCCAUGAUCUGUCCUCCUGGCGCCUGAAGCUGCGCCUGGUCACUGGCCGCUGCUACUACCUGGAGCUGGAUGCUCCUGACCAUGAGGUGGGCUUCCUGUUCAACCGCUGGAUCCGUCUCAUCAACCUGCUUCGGGAGCCUGCCACCACCUGGGCCCCCAGGACCCUGCACACGCCCCCCCUGGAUAUGUCCUUGGCCACAGCGCCUGCCUCCACCUGGCAUCUCCAGGACCAAGCCCACAUCAAACGUACAGCUCUCUCUCCAGUUGCAAUUGCUGAGCCCACCUUUCCUUAUAAGAUGCUGGCCUCUCAGAAGAAGAAGAAGAAAGCCAAGGCCCUCAAGCGAAGAUUCAAGUCUCAGGCUGUGGGUGACUCCGUGCCUCUCGUCUGGUCCCAGCUAGAGCAUGCAGGCGAUAAGAGGAGAGACACAGAAAAGAAGUCCCACCCAGACGCCCACCCUGACAGAUCCGACACCCAAAUCCACAUUUCUGGGAAAACCAGCAUCACCAUUCGCACCAUCUUCAGCAUCAUUUCCAACACCAUCAACCAGUCACAGUCCUCUAAGCCUGUCACAUCUGAGUCUGAUGAGGCCACAGGCAAGGGAGGUGUGAUUAAAAACCCUUCCCGCUGUAUCUCGAACGAAAGCCCUGAUUUCACCUUCCCGGGCUCCUAUGAUCACUUAGAGACUCUGCUGUGGAAGCAGGACAUUGAAGAACUAAUGGAUCCGGAGUCCAGCACUUUGUCCUCCUCCUCCUUGGGUCCAUCUCCCUACCCUCCGCCCAGGUACCUCUUUCCAGCUCGUAUCUCUUUUCCUGGGCCCCGCGACAAGGCCAGGAAUAUGGGCUCCCGGCAGGGCCAGGGCCCACCACUCUCCCAGAAGGCCGCAUCCGCUCCAACCACGUCGCUGAAAGCACCGUUCAUCGUCGACCAGUCCCACAAGGUGCCAGCUGUACCUGCUCCAUCCCGGAAGGCCCCAGCUUCUCGUGCUCCAGGCCGGAAGGCCACAGCUGGAGGUGGCCCAUCACAAAAGAUGCCACCUGCGUCAGCUCUUCCUCAGAAGACCCCAGCCAUACCUUACCCAUCCCGGAAGCAUCCAGCUGUAUAUUUCCCUCCCCAGAAGACCCUACCCCCAUCUCAGAAGGCCCUGCCUGUAUCUGCUGGUCCCCCUGUCCCAAAUAAGGAAUCUCUGUUCCCACUUGCCCCAUCCCAGAAGGCUCCGACCUCACUUCCCCAGUACCAGAUGGCAGGUGGUCCAUCUACCUUGCAGGAGAAGGCCAUUGCCAAGCUAGAUGUGUUGCCAUUGGGGGUUUCUGGGGGACACAUGCUUGAGAGGUCUGAAGAGAAGCCCAAGACCGUAGUCUUGUUGGGAGCCCAGGAGACAAAUAAGGUAGAGAUGAGGACCCAGAUGAUGUCUCUGGAGCUGCCCUUCACCACAACCAAGAAGGAGUCUGAGGACAUCCUGGUCAGCAAAACCCGGGAGCUUACCCUGGAUGGCUUAAAGGGCAGAGGGAAGGUGGAGGACCGGGCCAGCAAGAUGAAGGAGGAGCUGUCCCUGGAUCUGCCUGGCAUGAAGUCCAAGGAGGUGGAGCGUCAGAAGAGAUGGAUCAAGACCAAGGAGAUGGUCAUUGAGGGUCCCCUGCCAGAGCAGAGCAGGCCCUUCUCUGUGGAGGGGCUAGCACUGGCCAAGCUGAUGAUCAUAGCCAACUCCAAAGAGAAGCACUUGAGAAUGCCUGCAGUCUCACUGCCCUCCUGGCUCUCAGUGGCUUCUGGAACAUCCACUGUGUCUACCAAGGCCCCACUGCCCUUCAGUCCCAGCCAGCUGACCCUUCUGGAGAGGCAACCAGUGAUUGUCAAAGAGCAGCCAGAGUCACACACCUGGGUGAAGGAGAACCUGCAGCAGCGAUGGACAGAGAGCGAGCCACCCUGGGACUCGGUGGGGACUUCUAAGAUGACCCUCCACACUGUGCCAACCUCUGACAACCCGAAGGUAGUCAGUAACCCCCAGGUUCCCAUCCCCCUGCCUGCCUUGCCGUGGGAGGACUUGCAGCAAGCUCCCAUUCCAGCAGCUCCCAUCUCUAGGACCUCAGGCUCAGGCAGGACCCAGGGCUCGGUCAAGGCCCCGGGCUCGGUCAGGACCCCGGGCUCGGUCAGGACCCCGGGCUCGGUCAGGACACCAGGCUCAAUCAAGACACAGGGCUCAGUCAGGACCCAGGGCUCAGUCAGGACACAGGGCUCGGUCAGGACACCCCAGUCACCUGGGAGAAUAUCUCAAGAACCUGAAGGGAUGCCGAACCAGCAUCCCCUGGCCAAGGCCAGGUCAUCCUCGGAAAUGCUCCUGCCUGUGCUCUUGGAAGUUGACAAUGUGAGGGAUAUGGUCACCAAAACAGAGAAAACAACGGAAGAACAGAGCGACUUCCAGACUUUGCCCAGCAUGCCGAGUUCCCAGCACUUUGAAUAGCAGGUUGCAGAGAACUUGCUCUCAAUCGGCAAACUGUCCAGAGGAGCCCAGCGGUGCCAGGCCCCCAGGGCGCUGUGCGCCCCUACUGUACGAUGCAGAGUGCUGGGAAGGCCAGGCGGGGGGGAUUUUCCAGCUCCGGUAGAG